This is a messenger RNA of Rodentolepis nana, 522 nucleotides long. NCBI's taxonomy places the organism in Eukaryota, Metazoa, Platyhelminthes, Cestoda, Cyclophyllidea, Hymenolepididae. The record is from the annotation of a GenBank genome assembly.
AUGACUGACCUCACAUUAGAUCAUAAAACGGUUAAUGAAGAUCGUUUUAAAUCUGGUAUUAAUGAAAAGGAAAAUUGUGAUCAAAAAAUUAAGCCUGACUUUUCUAACAAAUUUCGUACUUCAAAAGUUCGGGAGAUAAUGCGUGAAAUUCUGAAGCAAAGUUUGGAUAGCGUCAAAUAUGACUAUGAUCAGAUGCCAGAAAUGACUAAAAUGAUUUCUAACAAAAUUCGAGAUGAACUUCGGAAUCAACUUAACUAUAAGUCGUAUUCCUUUUUGGUCCAAGUUAUCAUUGGUGAACAAAAGGGUCAAGGGGUCAAAGCUGCUUGUAGAUGUUUUUGGGAUAAUGAUACUGACAGUUAUGCGGAGAAUAAUUUGAAGGUUUGGAUUCCUUGGAUUCUUAAGAACAUUUCCUUCUUUAUGAUGAAUUUCCUUAUUCUCAAAUCCCCAAGAAAUUUAUCUCAUUCAAGUGAUAUCAAUGGAUCACCUUCUCCAGACGAAAACUGUGGAACUCGAUUAGAUUAG